AUGGCAUGGGAUCUGAGGGAUAAAACCGUGGUUAUCACAGGUGGAAACGUUGGUAUUGGGUACGAAAUUGCUGAUAAAUAUCUGGAAAAAUGUGCAAAAGUUGUUAUAUUACUUGGAAGAAAUGAAGACAACGGCAACAAAGCUUUUGAAUCUUUAAAAGAAAGGUAUGGGAAAGACAAAGCGGUGUUUUUCAAAUGUGAUGUUACAAGUGAUUUGGAAGAAAUUUACAGAAAAAUAAUCGACACAUAUAAAAAUGUGGAUGUAUUGAUCAAUAAUGCUGGAGUAUUAAACGAAACAGAAAUUAGAAAUACUAUAAAUGUUAAUGUUACAGCGUUGAUUGAAUGGUCUUUUAAAUUCUGGGAGCACAUGAGGAAAGACAAAUCCGGAAAAGGCGGGACUAUUAUUAAUAUAGCGUCUAUUUAUGGAUAUAGAGUUGACCAAUACGUGCCGGUAUAUCAGGCAUCAAAGUUCGCUGUAAUGGGUUUUACAAAAUCACUUGGCAAUAUUGAAAAUUUUAAGGAAUUCGGAGUUCGAGUGGUGGCAAUUUGUCCCGGAUUCACGGAAACCAGACUGGUUGUUGAUCCAAAAACGGUGAUAAAAGAUACCAAAUUCAAAGAAUUCACUAAAAAGCAAGCAUGGCAAACAGUUGAAGCGGUCGGAAUUGCAGCAGUUGAGGUAUUUGAAACAGCUGGUAGUGGUACUGCAUGGUUAAUUGAAGGAGCAAAACAGAUUGAGCAAAUAUUAUAG
This is a messenger RNA of Parnassius mnemosyne (clouded apollo), 747 nucleotides long. The record is from the annotation of a GenBank genome assembly. Lineage: Eukaryota; Metazoa; Arthropoda; Insecta; Lepidoptera; Papilionidae.